Molecule: messenger RNA, 4495 nt
Organism: Schizosaccharomyces cryophilus OY26
Lineage: Eukaryota; Fungi; Ascomycota; Schizosaccharomycetes; Schizosaccharomycetales; Schizosaccharomycetaceae
Product: alpha-1,4-glucan synthase Mok14
Exons: 1
Coding region: 247-4413 (1388 amino acids)
Biological process (GO): fungal-type cell wall (1->3)-alpha-glucan biosynthetic process
Cellular component (GO): fungal-type cell wall
Molecular function (GO): alpha-1,3-glucan synthase activity
Source: RefSeq, a predicted model, not a curated record
UUAUUAUUUGUUUAUAUUUGUAUUGGGAUUCUGAGGUUUGUUUGUUUACAUAUGAAUAAGUUACAUAUAAGUCUAUCAACGCUCAUUAAAUUUUAACCAGAACAAUUCCCUGAAGCGUAAGACAAACUGCAGUCUUUUUCAAGGCUAGGUUAGAAGGGGUUUUCGUUGAAUCCUGACUGUAUCUCGCCGUAUCCAGUUAAAUACUGUGCUUUAGAAAAAAAAAAGACAUUCUUUUUUUGAAAAGUUAUGUUUAAUUCUAAAUGUACAUAUGUCCUGCAAAGCCUUUUCUUUUUUAUAGGGUUCUCCCUAGCAGAACGAAUAACGGCUGAUCAGUAUGGCUUUGACGAAAUCACUUUAACCGCUAAUCCACUUGAGCCCCUCACCGAGUUCAAUCAUUCUUUGAUGAACCUCAGUGGUGCCGCUUUUGAGCAUGGUUCUUUGAACUACUCAACGGAUCUUUCCAGCGACACCUUAUGGUCUUCUCGAUUUUCAACGCCUCUAAUUGAGACCCCUGAAGUUAAAUAUCCCGAAUUAAAUAGUUCGGUAGUUGGUGAGCAAUUUGCUGAGUAUUUCAACUCUUUAGAUUUUGAAGGAAAGGCGGCAUUGGCUGCUUUAAAUGCUUUACAGCACUCUUAUGGCUCUUCGCAUGUUCGCAGGUUUACCCCGUAUGAGCUUUUUGGUCAAUCCAAUUGGGUCGAAGAAGCUACCGAAAUCAAUCAUGUCGCUUGGUCUAUUAUGUUUGAUAACCUUGGCCGCUACUUUUUACUGGAAUUGAGAGGACUUCGUGAACUUACUUUCGCCUUCUAUAUUUUGUUUGCUCUUCUCCCUAUCAUUACUGGUGUUUCGACAGUUUAUAUCUUUAAAAGAAGAUAUUACGCAGUAACUUUCAAUCAACGGGGUCGAUCCGAUAAAUCCGUUAAACAGCUUGAGAAUACUUCUGAGAGUGAUUUUAAUGACUCCCCAAAAUUUGCAGCAACUCUUGCGUUACCAGAAAACGAUGAACCGUUGAUUGUGAGGGAACCUCCUCAGGAGCGUUUAAGUAUUUUAUUUGCUACUCUUGAAUACAACAUCCCAGACUGGAAUAUUAAAAUUAAGAUUGGUGGUUUGGGAGUUAUGGCUCAGCUCAUGAGUAAUAACCUUAAACGCUAUGAUUUAAUCUGGGUAGUCCCUUGCGUCGGCGAUAUCGUGUAUCCAGUUGCUGAAACUGCACCUUCCAUCAUGGUUAAAAUUGUCAAUCAAAAUUAUGAAGUGAAAGUUUACUAUCACUAUCUGGAAAACAUCAAGUAUGUCAUUCUUGAUUGUCCUAUUUUCAGGAAGCAGACGUCCCGCGAUCCUUACCCACUCCGCAUGGACGAUUUUUCCUCUGCUAUAUUUUAUAGUAUUUGGAACCAAUCUAUCGCAGCCGUAAUGUCAUAUGAGAAUCCUGAUAUUUAUCAUAUCAAUGACUAUCAUUGUGCUCUAGCUCCUUUAUAUAAUCUUCCGAAAAUAGUACCCUGUGCUGUUUCAUUGCAUAAUGCGGAGUUUCAGGGUCUUUGGCCUCUCCAGUCUGCACGCGAUUUACGAGAAGUUUGUGGACUUUUUAAUCUUUCUAAAGCAGUAUGUAAGGGCUACGUACAAUUUGGCAAUGCUUUCAAUUUAAUGCACGCAGCUGCCUCAUACGUUCGCAAGCAUCAAUCUGGUUUUGGUGUGGUUGGUGUUUCCGAUAAGUAUGGUCAUAGGUCUUGGGUUCGUUAUCCCGUUUUCUGGAGCUUAAAGAAGGUUGGACAUUUGCCUAAUCCAGAUCCAACUGACAUUGAUCCUGCUAUGCAGUCGGAAGUACAAGAGUUGCCUGAUUUGGUUCAAUAUAAUGAAAAGCGGAAGACUGAAAAGCGAAAAGCUCAGGAAUGGGCCGGGUUGAUUGUUGACGAUACUGCCGACCUUUUGGUGUUUGUUGGACGCUGGUCUGUGCAGAAAGGUGUUGACCUCGUUGCAGACCUUGCGCCUACUCUAUUAGAGAAGUAUAACACACAACUUAUCGUCGUAGGUCCUGUAAUUGAUUUAUACGGCAAAUUUGCUGCUGAAAAAUUCGCAUAUAUUACGGAGCGGUAUCCCGGACGCGUUUUUUCUCGCCCUGAAUUUGUUCAUUUACCUUCAUUCAUAUUUGAUGGUGCUGAUUUUGCGUUGAUCCCUUCUCGCGAUGAACCAUUUGGUUUGGUUGCAGUAGAAUUUGGUAGAAGGGGAGCUAUUUGUAUUGGUGCAUGCGUUGGUGGAUUAGGUGAAAUGCCUGGCUGGUGGUAUACUGUUGAAUCGUCAACUACUCCUCAUCUCUUGAAGCAAUUUGAGACUGCUUGCUCUAGAGCUUUAAAAUCUUCUCCUGAAACACGCCAUAGUCUUCGUGUGGCUGCAGUUCAACAACGCUUUCCUGUUACUGAGUGGGUGACCUUAUACGACAGGUUAAUUAAGAAAUGCAUUAAGACGAAUAGGAAGGUAUUUAAGUCGAAUAGCUUUAGUGAGCAAUCUGGCAAUACUCCUGCCGAGUUGCCAAUCAUUCAAAUAGACGAUACAGACCGAGUUGACAUGGUUGACGAACCUAACAUUGAUAGCCAGGAAAUCCCUGAAACAACAGAAUCACCCACUCCGGCGCCUGAAAGCAAUAGCUUAAUUUCUGAUCAACUUAGCCCAGAAAAACUUGACGAAUUAAUGGAAGAUGAUAACGAUUCAGUAUCAUCUUCCGUAAUUAGUCGACCUUUAUCGGAACUAACUUACAUCUCUCAGAGUUCAAUGAAUUUUGGCACUAAACUCGAUGAAAGAUUUAUUGAUGCAAAUGGUGUGGCAAUCACAGAAUUUUCAGCAGAACUAAGUUCCUUGACCCCAGAAAAUUCCAAAUCAAAACUGUGUAUCGAUCACUUUUUGAUGAAUGUCUUGCAUAAAUGGUACGACGAAGAACACCACUAUUAUAAGACCGGUUUCCGUCCUCGCUUUUACAAGUACUUGAGAACGAGAGGCAAGAAACCACGAGAACUUAAUGAUGGCUCUAGCGAAAACCUUACGGAAGGCUCCUUUAAGGAAUUUGACGGCCCCGUUAAAGGUGUAGCUAGAAAUCAGCUAUCUACAUGUCAGCGAGUGAUGUAUGUAAAGGUAUUUGGCUGGCCAAUGUAUGCUAUUUUCCUUGCUUUGGGUCAGAUUUUAUCAAUCUCUUCAUUUCAUUUAACUCUUUUAUCCGGAUUCGAAACAAGUCAUGUUGCCUCUAUGUAUGUAGUUAACGCAAUAUUUAUACUCUCCACUUUCUUUUGGUGGGGCCUUUACAGAAAUUUUGCUAGCAUUCAUUGUCUGUCAAUCCCGUUUACUAUAUAUGGUCUAGCGUUUACCAUGACUGGUAUCUCAUCCAUGCCCUUCAUUCAAUUUACGACGAGAGGGUGGUUGAGUUAUGGAGCUACUUGGAUCUAUGCUAUCGCAGCAUCUAGUGGACCUUUGUAUUUUACAUUGAAUUUCGAAGACGAGCAUACUAAAGGCUUAGGUUCUUGGGUUACGCGAGCUUGCAUUCUACACGGCCUUCAACAGUUGUGGACAGCUCUUCUUUGGCUUUGGGGAACGGUAUAUAGUCGUUUAGACUGGAACUAUGCUAUACUAAUCAAACCUUUGAAUCAUGUACUCGUUGCAGCUGCUGUUUGGCCAAUUGCAUUUGUGCUCAUGAUGACUACGAUCAUGUUGUACAAAGGCUUACCCCCCUUUUAUCGACAGACGCCAGGUAGUAUACCAGCAUUUACUAAGUCUUUGUUCCAUCGUCGAGUAGUUGUAUGUUUCUUACUUAUGGUUGCCAACCAAAACUUCUGGAUGUCUACACUAAUUGGUCGUGGAUGGAGAUUUUUCUGGAAUUCUGAGCUCACCGUGCUUUGGAAAGUAGUUGUCAUGAUGUUCUCUUUCCUUGUUUUCUUAUGGGUUGCAUUAUUAACGUUGUUGGGAAGACUAUCAAAUACCCAUACUUGGUUAAUUCCGGUAUUGGGCUUAGGAUUUGGAGGAAUCAAAUGGAUUCAUGUAUUCUGGGGAACCUCGAACAUUGGAUUCUUUUUGCCUUGGGCUGGAAUUUCGGGAGCAUAUUUGGGUCGUGCUUUGUGGCUUUGGCUAGGAGUCUUAGAUUCUAUCCAAGGAAUUGGAUGUGGUCUUAUUCUUCUUCAAACGCUAUCUCGAAGACAUGUGACGAAUACAUUGCUGACUGGUCAAGUGAUUGGUUGUUCUAUUACACUACUAGCAUCUUCAGUAUCACCUACCAAAACCGGCCCAGGCAGUGUAUUCCCAGAUAUAACUUCUUAUACGCCAGUGGAUGGAUUACAGCCAAUUUCUAAUUUUCCCUUUUGGGCAUGUCUUUUACUAAAUGUUAUUUUGUGUGGUGCCUAUCUAAAAUGCUUCCACAAAGAAAAUAUAAACAGGCCUUAAUGAUUUCUUAUAGAAAGGUGUUAAUACAGGUCUUUUUUUAUGAUAGUUUAAUAUAAGAUUUAUAUGAUUUGUACAUUAGCAA